Messenger RNA from Plenodomus lingam JN3, 2232 nucleotides. RefSeq lists its product as uncharacterized. Lineage: Eukaryota; Fungi; Ascomycota; Dothideomycetes; Pleosporales; Leptosphaeriaceae. Gene Ontology annotation, biological process: protein dephosphorylation; 7-methylguanosine mRNA capping. The record is from RefSeq and is a predicted model, not a curated record. Gene Ontology annotation, molecular function: mRNA guanylyltransferase activity; protein tyrosine/serine/threonine phosphatase activity.
AUGGAGCCUCAUUCGCGUCCAUGCUCGUCCCAAAAUGGCACGUUGCGUCUUCCACAGGCUCUGCUGCUCUUCCUAAGGACUGUCCUGGCUGGACCCGACCCCGAUCGUGUGUCACAGGCCGAUGCGCACCCUGCAAAUUGGCCAGAUAUAAGGAAUCUGCCCUACCGUCUGACCCGUCUGCUCAAUCCCUUUGCAAUCCCUGAAAAUCUGGCCAGCGUAACCGCCGUGGGCAUGGUCAAGUUGGCAGCAGUCUGUGGGAUAGGAUCUGCGUUUUGGCUAUGGAGCAAUCAGAGAACGAGACGGAAUGUCUCCGAGCCCCAAUCUCAAUCAAACUCGACCAUGGAUGCGAGCAGUGCCACUGACCCAGGACUCAUCAAGAAAUUCUCACAUACUCGCGCAUACACAGUUCCGUCGACUGGCUUCACCUACCCACGUAUCAGGACUUUCUAUCGCACUCAUGAUCAGGAGACGAAGCUGCCACGAGAGCCCUCUCCGCUGCCCCUUCUCGUCUUUAUUCAUGGCUUGGGAGGUUCAAUUGCUCAGUUCAACCCUAUAUUACUGAGUCUAUCCAACCUUGCCUCUUGCCUGGCUAUAGACUUACCAGGAUGCGGUGCCUCAUCUUUCGAGCCAAAGGCAUGGGACGCUUACACGACUGAAGCCUUGGUGCAUCUGCUUGCCGUGGUUAUCGAGGAAUAUCGCGCUGUGAACGAGAACCAGACCGUCAUACUCGUAGGUCACAGUAUGGGCUGUUCACUGGCCACGUUGCUAGCUUCAUCCACGUCUCCACUUGCACAUCUCAUGUCGAUACAUGUUGGUGGGGUCAUUGCAAUCUGUCCCAAGGCGGAGCCACCUACAGAGAAGGAAAGCAAACAACUACGCACGAUUACAUUGAUACCGGCCACCGUAUUUGACCUGCUUAGAAAGUGGGAUCGUAGAGGCGGUGCGAAUAGUAAGAGUGUGUUGCGCAUGGCUGGUCCCGAUGCCGAAGAAGGCACCAAAGUGCUCCAACUGCGCUACAACCAACAAAGUCGAAGCGCAGUGUGGCAAAGAAUGGCAAAGGGUAUGUGUCCUGACUAUUCCACUGGGCAACCUCGAGGUGGCCUGCCUGGCAAGGCAGUUUGGAGUGGCCUCGAUGUCCCAGUGUUUCUGGUAGCCGGCGAAGAUGAUACGGUCACGCCAAUCACCAAUGUGAAGCGGAUUGUCGAGUUUCUUGGAAGAGACGUCUCCGCAAUUCAGUCUCCUAGCGAGAAGGUUAGCUUGCCCAUUGCGGCCGCUCCAUUCGAUCCAGCUGUGAUUCUUCCCGCAGACCCAGAUUCUACUACCAUACGCAAACACCAAGAUUCGGGCAUUGACGCAAACGAUCUACCCAAAAUCGAAGAUGAUACUGACAUGACAGACUCGAUGGCUGCUACCAACGAUGUUAAUUCCGUCACUACCAGAGACACCGUGACAGACAGCAGUCAAACCCUGCUCGACGCACCUCUCGUUUCCACGACCCCAACACACAAAUCCAGCAACCCAUCUCCCCAUCCCCGCCGCCUCGUGGUUAAGAUUCUCAUCCUCCCCAAGCCUGCCGCACACGCCCUUCUCUUUGCCCCAACAACCUCGCGCAUCAUCUCAGGUCUCAUCGGCAACUUCUUUGCUGACCACAUCGACCCGCGUCUCUCGCUCAGCUGGCAACUCAACUACCUCUCCACAGAGGGUAAAUGGGACGUGAAGAACCUCGCAAAAUGGAAAGCCGUGCAACCAGUCUCGGAGCCGAUUGGCAACGUCUUUCGCGCCAUGAAGACGCUGCGCGAAGUAGACGAGGAACACACCCCGCGCGUCCUAGCGCAAAAGUGGAAAGGCAAGCUCAGCGCCGUCAUCGACAUUUCGCACGACAGUCCAGUCUACGACCCCAAAGGCCUCGAGGACGGCGGCAUCCCCUACCACAAGUUCCCCACCGUCUCCAAACAGCCCCCUCAGCCCGACGAAGUCCGUGCUUUCAUCGAGCUCGUCGAUCGCAUCCGCGCAGAAGGCAGACCGGGCCUCAUUGGCGUACAUUGCCAUUACGGGUUCAAUCGCACGGGCUUCUUCGUCGUCGCUUACCUGGUCGAACGUCAGGGGAGGCGGGUCGAGGAGGCAAUUGAUAUGUUCGAGGCAGCGAGGCCGCCGGGAAUUCGGCAUAGUCAUUUUAUUGAUCAGUUGCAUGUGCGGUAUGCGAGGAAUUUGAGGAGGGCGCCUACGCUGUGA